Molecule: messenger RNA, 1273 nt
Organism: Tachysurus vachellii
Lineage: Eukaryota; Metazoa; Chordata; Actinopteri; Siluriformes; Bagridae
Product: phospholipase A2 inhibitor and Ly6/PLAUR domain-containing protein-like
Exons: 7
Coding region: 59-724 (221 amino acids)
Source: RefSeq, a predicted model, not a curated record
UAUAUCCAAUCUAAUCAGCAGGCUCCAUCACUUUCUCACCUUCAGGACUCCUUCAGCAAUGGAACUGCAGCUCACACUGAUUCUCAGCUGCCUGCUUUUCUCCUCAGUGCUGGGACUUCGGUGUUAUCAGUGUAUACCUGAUUCAUCAGGAUCAUGUGUAAGCACCGUGACACAAUGUCCACAUCGCUGUGGCAGCAUAACCACCACCAACACCGCCACCACCAACCAAGAUGGGCUGCUUACGAGCGUCAGUGUGAAGUCCUGCUUGGACGCUUCUCAGUGCAUCAACGGGAGUAUACGCAUUCUGGAUCAGCUGACAGUGAACGUCAACACCAAGUGCUGCUCCACUGACCUCUGCAACACGGAAACACUGCCAGCUCAAACCAAUCAGAUUUCUAACGGACGGAGGUGUUACACGUGUGCUGGAGAGAACUGCACCGUGGAUUGUCAGGGAGGUCACUGCAACAAGACCAUAGGAACCGUGGACUGUGUAGGAGAUGAAGAUCGCUGCAUCAGUAUAACAGUUAGUGUAUUUGGAGUUACAACCUCUGUGGAAGGAUGUGCAUCCAAAAGUGUGUGUGACUUGGCUGCAGUCCAGGAAAUGAUGGGCUUCGGUUCCUCUGUGACGUGUUGUGACGGGAAUCUGUGUAACACUGCUCCGAUCUUCACACUGAGUUCCUUCCUCCUGCUCGUCCCUCUGCUCUCCUCCAUCCUCUUCACCUGAGACUUUUCUUUGUAUCUUAGAGUUAAUGAUAAUUCUGUGGGUCUAUGAUGAGCCAUUUUGGGGAUCUAACAGUAAAAUGAACCUCUGUGUUGAUUGUAUUGAUGAUUGUAUUCUCAGGGAGUAACGUGAAUGUGGAUGUGACGUCAUAUGUGUCUUUGUUUCCCAGGAAGCUCCCUGAACAUUUGGACAAGGAAAAAAUAAUUACAAUAAUCAACAGGUGAAAUAAUGGAAGUCUAUUAAAUUAUUAAUGGUUGACAAGAAGCAAUAUAAAUAAUAUAUCUGGGCAGCAGGAAUGUAAACAAGUAACAAUACAUUACUUAUACAUCUUCCUUUCACAUACAAAUACAGGAAGCACAUUAUUUUAUUCACGCCUGAGUUCCUGUGGGCUGAAAAUAAAAGGUUAUUAAAGGUUAGUGUGUGACAGUAUUUGUGUGUCUCGGGCCUCACUCCACAUCUCAGGCCUGACGUAUCAGCUCUUCGCCUUUAGGUUUGACUUUGAGGUAUUUCCUGGCAGCCGGAUUCAAAUAAAUUCUACCUAAUUUACCAGUU